Paraphaeosphaeria sporulosa is the source of this 3593-nucleotide messenger RNA. RefSeq names its product calcium ATPase. Bases 153 to 3419 code for a protein of 1088 amino acids. Gene Ontology annotation, molecular function: ATP binding; P-type sodium:potassium-exchanging transporter activity; ATP hydrolysis activity. The transcript has a single exon. Gene Ontology annotation, biological process: sodium ion export across plasma membrane; potassium ion import across plasma membrane; intracellular potassium ion homeostasis. Gene Ontology annotation, cellular component: membrane. NCBI's taxonomy places the organism in Eukaryota, Fungi, Ascomycota, Dothideomycetes, Pleosporales, Didymosphaeriaceae. The record is from RefSeq and is a predicted model, not a curated record.
CUUCGCUAUGAGUACGGAUCGGUCCCCAAAUUGAUCACCAACUCAUUGGCGCCCGCGCAGUUGUCUUCAGACCAUACCUCGCUCAAGCCUAUUCUGCCAGUCUGUUCCACCGUUAUCAAGACCACCAAAUCCAAGCAAAUUGCACUAUUGUGAUGCCUGAAAAAGAAAAACCCUCAGCUUCGACGGAUGAAGCGGUCCUGAGUCGAAUCGUCUUCCAAGAUGAUGAUAUCCGCCCGACUCGCCAGAGCCGUGGAACAAGCACAUACAAGAAGCGGAUCCGCUCUCGAAGUCGCGAUUCAUCGGCAAGCGGACACUCUCGCGCCUUAUCCGGCCUACCUAUCGAACAUCGUGCACUCUCGUUCCAGAUCUCGGAGUCUCAGGCCGUUGACACCCACAACCCGAAAGCCAAAGAGCCCCCAAAGGCAGGCGAAGAGGACCGUGUCUUCUUCGAAGCGCUUGACUACCACAUCCUACACGAAGAUAGGGUCUGCGAACGUUUCAAUGUAUCGCGCGACAGUGGUCUCAGCCAGGACAUUGCCGCUCAGCGUCUCCAACGCGACGGAAAAAAUGUUCUUCCCCAGCCUCGCGAGAGCUACAUCCGCAAGCUACUUGGAUAUGUUUUUGGUGGGUUCUGCUCCGUCCUUUGGGUCGGAGUGAUCAUCUUCUUCAUCUGCUGGAGGCCCCUCGGCGAUCCUGACCCACAGGCAUACAAUCUUGGUCUUGCAAUCCUCGUCCUCAUUGUCAUCUUACUUCAAGCUAGUUUCUCAUGCUUUCAAGACUGGUCCACAAAGAAGACGAUGCGAUCUAUCCUCGAUCUCCUGCCCUCCGACGCACUCGUCCUACGAGACGGCCAUUGGAACAAGGUCUCGACCACCGAUCUUGUAGCUGGAGAUGUCGUCAAGGUCCAGAUUGGUAACAAAGUGCCUGCCGACAUUCGUCUCGUUGAGACCUCGGGCGAUGUCCGAUUCGAUCGAUCGAUGCUCACGGGAGAAACCGAAGAUGUCGAAGGUGCAGUUUCUGAGACGGAUAAAAACUUCCUCGAGACCCGAAACAUCGCAGCGAUGGGCACGAGCGUCACAAAUGGCCAGGCUGUCGGAAUAGUCGUUCUGGUCGGGGGCAGUACCAUCAUGGGCCGCAUCGCAAAGGCUACCUCUGGCGUAAAGGCAAAACCGACCUUAAUUCAGGCAGAGAUAUCGCGUUUCGUUUUGAUCAUCGUCGGUUUGACGAUUUGCCUGGCAUGUCUAAUCCUCUUCGCAUGGGUCGGAUGGCUACGCAUCAAACAUCGUUCGUACAUGAACGUUGUCGCGAUGCUCAACAACGUCAUGGGCUGCGUAGUAGCUUUCAUCCCAGAGGGUAUGCCUAUCGGCGUUGCACUUACUCUCAUGAUCGUUGCUCGUAGCAUGAAGAAGGUGAACAUUCUUCCCAAAGGCCUGUCGACGGUGGAAACCCUUGGCUGCGUCAACGUUCUUUGCUCCGACAAGACAGGCACUCUCACCCAGAACAAUAUGACAGCAAUGUCAGUUGGCUUUGUGGAUGGCUUCAUGACCACUGAAGAGGCAGAGGAGCUGUUCCAAUCCAACAAGUCGCGUAAAGCUCUCGUUGAGCUGUACAAAGCGGCUGUGCUUUGCAACGAUGCAACCUUCGACCCUUCAACCAUCCAUGUGCCAAUCGAUCAGCGACUAGUUCAAGGCAACAGCACAGAUGCAGCAGUACUUAGAUUCGCGGAGACCAUGAAGCCCGGAAAGGAGACCCUGCAAUCUCAACCCAGGCGGUUCCACAUCCCAUUCAACUCCAAGAACAAGUGGAUGCUCACGAUGCACCCUUGCGAUAACGAUGAGAGUCGGAAAGAUGAGUUCUUGGUACUUGUUAAAGGCGCUCCGGACGUCCUUCUGUCGAAGUGCUCAAGCUACUGGUCUUACGAAGACGACUGCACCAAGCCUCUGGAUGAAGCUUCGCGAGCGCAAUUUUCCGACUUGCAAAACCGCUUGUCCAGGAAUGCAGAGCGUGUCAUCCUUUUGUGCCAACGUCGAUACACCCCAACGGCGUCCGCGCAAUCUAAUGUUCUGGGAGACGAGCUUAUGGAGCGUGGUAUGCAGAACCUGACUAUUGUUGGUGUCCUUGGCAUCCUCGAUCCGCCUCGGCCGGAGACAGCGGCGACCGUUGCUUCUUGCCGCAAAGCUGGCAUACGCUUCUUCAUGGUGACCGGCGAUUAUGGUCUAACCGGAGCUGCUAUCGCUCGCCGAACGGGCAUCUUCACCGGUGAAGCUGAUCCAGACACCAUCAAGACUUUGCAAGAGGUCCGGGAUGGCUCUUCGAACGAUGAGUUGCAGUCAGUGCACAGUUACAAAAGCCUCCUCCUGGAAGGGCCGCAGCUCAACGAUCUCUCCGACGCUGACUGGGACAUUGUUUGCAGCUACGAAGAGAUCGUUUUCGGUCGUACGACUCCAGAUCAGAAACUUCGAAUCGUCAACCAGCUGCAAAAACGCGGAAACGCUGUUGCCGCCACUGGUGACGGUGUCAACGACGCACCCGCUCUUCGAGCAGCAGAUGUCGGUAUUGCGAUAGCUGGAGGCAGCGACGUGGCUAUGGAGGCAGCGGACUUGGUCCUCCUUGAUCGCUUCGACUCCAUUGUCGACGCUGUUCGUCUUGGAAGGCUGGUUUUCCAAAACCUCCAGAAGGUCAUUGGGUAUCUGCUGCCAGCUGGCAGUUGGUCUGAGAUCUGGCCUGUGCUGAUGAAUGUCUUCAUUGGGGUGCCGUUGCCAUUAAGCUCAUUCCUCAUGAUCAUCAUCUGCGUGUUCACAGAUCUGUUUCUCAGCUUGAGCCUGAUCAUGGAGAAAGAAGAAUUCGACCUGCUUAGUCUGCCCCCGCGCAAUCACAAAAAAGACCACUUGAUCAAUCUCAAGAUCUACGCACAGUCAUACCUGUUCAUCGGCGUUAUGGAGACUGUCUGUGCGCAUUCGAUGUUUUUCUUGUACUACUACAAGAAAGCUGGUAUCCCAUUUCGGGAUCUCGUGUUCCUGUUCGAGGGAUACACUGACGGCUUCCACGGCUAUACCGAAGACGAGCUUGCGCACUUCAACGUCGUUGGACAGUGUGUUUACUUCGUGACCCUUGUCAUUCUGCAGUGGGGAAAUAUCUUGUCCAUCCGCAACAAGAAACUGUCCAUUUUUCAAGCGGAUCCUAUUCGAAAGCAGCGAAGAAACCCAUGGCUCAUUGUGUCGAUCCUCAUAUCGUUUGCCAUUGCAAUCUUUGUCACGGAAGUGCCUGGAAUCCAGAGCUUGUUCGGAACGGCAUCGAUUCCUAUCGAAUUCUGGCUAAUUCCACUUCCACUCGCCAUGGGUAUCUUGGUGAUGGACGAAAUUCGCAAGUUAAUCGUGCGAACGUGGCCCAAGGGCCCUGUGGCGAGGAUCGCAUGGUAGUGUAUAGAGAUUCUCGCGCCAACAUCAAUGAUGGAUCUAUGGUCAGGCUCAAUUAGAUUCUUCAUAGUCAAGUCUAGUAUAACUUAGACUACUUUACGUGUCUUAAAAAUCAACUCAAUACGUCCUCCCUGGUAGUCACGUUCGGGUGUGAGAGAGGAUAAAGUCGAAGACGCU